UCAACAGGAAAACAUUUUCGACGCGUUCUCUACGGUGCCAUUGGCGUGAUUCUCUCAUCAUAUGUCGUUCUAUUCAUCUUAGUGGUUUCCAGACACAUAGAUCAAAGUGUCCAAGAAGAACUGAGACGCUCUCUCAAAGAAGACUUGAACGGGGCCAACAAGGGCACGAGGCCAGUCAGCUUGGUGGGGGGCAUCGGCCCCAGUCUCCUGGGGAUGGAGAGGCUUCAUGAGAGGUGGGCCGCGGUGGCCCGAGUUCUUGCCACGAACGACGCCCGACCCCUCCAUGCACGAAGAAGAAUGCACAUUUGCACGCAGCCAAGGUUUCGAAAGCCUCCUGGACCCAUGAUAGCCCUAGCCUCAUUCCCUGGGUCGGGAAAUACGUGGAUCCGAUUCCUAAUACAACAAGCUACCGGUUAUCUGACGGGCAGCGUCUAUCGGGACUAUUCCUUGAAGAGGAACGGUUUUCCAGCUGAGAGUGUGGCCAAUGGAUCCGUCCUGCUGGUGAAGACUCACGAAUGGGGAGAGGCUACGAGACAGAAGUUCCAUAAAGCCGUCCUGCUCGUCAGAGAGCCCUACGGAGCCCUAGUCGCUGAAUUCAACAGGAGAGCCGGCGGACACGUGGGACACGCGUCCCCAGACAAGUUUCACAAAGGAAACGCUUGGCAGAAUUUUGUCUUGAGCCAUUCGAAAUUGUGGAUGGAAAGUAUAUUAGACUGGCUUCAAUUCAAAGGACCUCUUCUUGUUUUGCGGUACGAAAUCAUUACAUCUGAUUUGCCAGGAGAACUAAUAAAGCUCUUGAAGUUUCUGGAAGCAAACGUCACGUGGAACACCUUCCAGUGCGUUCUUCGGAACCGAGAUGGUAUCUUCCGCCGUGCCAAGAAGCGCCUUAGCUUCGAGCUGUUCGACGAACCAAUAAAACGGAUCUUAGACAAUUACAAAUCCAUUGUGGAUUUAGCCCUGCAGUACCACGAACAAGGAAUAAAAUUUGAUUUGAGCAAUGUGACACUGCUGCAGAGCAACCCCGCCAACUUUGCACAAAUGAAUACUAAUAUGUCAGUGCUUCCUGUGACGUACAUGGAGAAGGAACAGAAUGAAAAUCCCUCCUGAUAAUCCUUUGGGGAUAUGACUUUUAAUAGGCCAAUAUAGUCAAAAAUAGAUUCAGAAAUUUCAACUGGCUGCACGAGAUGUAAGAUGUUCUUGUCCAGCAAGAGGAGAGAAAUUUUCCAUUGAUGACGGAUGAGUAUUGUUCCAUGAAUAACUGACUUAGCUUUCGGUUUAUUCCUCGAAUUGAGGCGUUAAGUACCAUAACCAGCUCAAUGCAUGGAUUUUCAAAAGUCUUUUUUUUUCUUCUUAUUUUCAUACUUCUUUGUCAAUACUAUCAAGCUAGAAAGCAAUUUGGAGCAAAUCUCUCUCAAUCCAGUCAUAAACUGCUGUUCCAAACACCUUUUUUAACUUCAUAAUCAGCUCAACCUAUGUUUUUUACCAUAUAGCAACAGUUGAAAAGUAUAGCUAACAUAACAGCAUUUUCAAAUUGCUUAUUCAACUCUCAAUUUUAAUUGUACAGGCUAGUGCAGGGCAUCAAAUUGAGAUACAACAUCAAUUAAAAGGGAAUUAUAAUGGAAAAGUUAUCUUUUAAAAAAUUGCGUGUCGUAAAGAUACACAAUAGAAGUGAAACCUUUUGCUUUUUGUUCUACGUUCUGAAGCGUCACUUCACCCGCAUGUUUUCCCUCACUCUAUACACACUUGUUCUUUCUGCGCCGGACUUGCGCAUACUCACAACAAAAUUGUAUAUUUUAAUGACAAAAUCCAAAUAUAGGCUUGCUGAAAUUCAGCCUUAAAAUCAAUUUGUUACACAAAACUUAACUUUAUUUUUCAUUGCUUUUGCCAAAAUUAAAAAGCGGGAGUAUUUUAACUUUAGAAUUACUAUUAUUUUUCUUUGUUUUUGACAACAAUUAAAAAACAACUUUGUCACUUCCGUCACACAAAAAGGUUGCAGAUCAGAACUUUAAAGCCCUCACAUAAAAAGUUUCACUUAAAAAUCCUUUUUAGAUAUAUUAUGUAGCCUGAUUUAGUAUUUUUUUUUUUUUUUUUUUUUUUGUUUCCCUAGCAUUUUUUAAAAUGUGGAUUGAGCUGGUUUUGAUAACAAACACCUCCAUUUGUCAUUUAAAAUUAACCAGAAAAUCAUCGCUAACCGUUUCAUCAUUGCUCGUUGCGGUUUUCAUGAUAUUCGGUAUAGAAAUCGGUAUUGUGUCGAUUGAUGGUUCUCUUCGUACAAUAUUCUUGUGGUAGAAAAGACGAACCCGUUAAAAUGUUCCGACAUGAAUAGCCAUAUAUUUCAUCUGUAAAGCUUCUGACUCAUUUUAUCCAUACUUUAGCCACAUUGGCAGAUAAUUUUGAAUUUAAAAAACCAAUGUGAAGUUAAUAAAUAAAAGUUUGAAAUAAGAAAUUUAUUAGCCUUUUCCAUUUCAAAUUGCUCCUUUUCAGCAGCAAGGAAGUGAAAGUAAGAAGCUCAGAAAUAAGUUCUAUUUUGAAUGCGUAUAACCCUUAUAAAGCUGGUUUACAUUUAAAGUGCAACUAUUUGUCUCUCAAUCAGUCUUUACAGUUUUUUUUCCUAGGUUAGGGGGCAAAGAAGCUUUAUUAAAAUAUAAUGUUGCAAAACAAUACAUGCACAGAUUUGCAUAAAAGAAGAUUUGCAUUAUCGUCUUGUUCUGUCUGUUGUAUCUGUCAGUUUCCUGAACAAGGUAUCUUUAUGUUUCUAUCAUAUUUAAUUUGAAAGCUAUCUGUUAAAAAAGAAUGACAAGAGUAUUUUGGACGAAUAACGGGCAAAAUCACAAAAAAAAGUUUCCAUGGCAAUCACCAUUUGUUAUACAUAGUAGAAGGAGAAUUUCUCGUGAA
This is a messenger RNA of Uloborus diversus, 2895 nucleotides long. Its product is annotated as WSCD family member CG9164-like. Gene Ontology annotation, molecular function: sulfotransferase activity. The transcript is spliced from 3 exons. The record is from RefSeq and is a predicted model, not a curated record. Bases 214 to 1107 code for a protein of 297 amino acids. Lineage: Eukaryota; Metazoa; Arthropoda; Arachnida; Araneae; Uloboridae.